Molecule: messenger RNA, 4527 nt
Organism: Aspergillus japonicus CBS 114.51
Lineage: Eukaryota; Fungi; Ascomycota; Eurotiomycetes; Eurotiales; Aspergillaceae
Product: putative ABC transporter
Exons: 14
Coding region: 115-4485 (1456 amino acids)
Biological process (GO): transmembrane transport
Cellular component (GO): membrane
Molecular function (GO): ABC-type transporter activity; ATP binding; ATP hydrolysis activity
Source: RefSeq, a predicted model, not a curated record
CACCCUUCCCCUCCACCUCCCCCUCCCCUUCUCCUUCUCCCUCUCCCUGUUGCCAUUUCCCGGGUCAAGCAGACGUUGGCGCACCGGACUCGAUAUUAGGGAGACGACCACGCCAUGGAACAAUGUUGGAUUCAAGUGGAGGACGUGUUUGGCCCUCAGGUGUCCGGAUGUUACAACAAUUUUGAUUUCACCCUGCUGUUCGAAGAAAGUGUGCUCUAUCUGCCUGCCCUGUUGUUCGCAACCGGCUGGGCUUGCUGGCGACUCUGGGAGCUUCAAUCCGCACCCAAAGUACUCAGAGUUCGAGGGGCGCGGUGGUAUCUCAAGCAACUCGGUUGGCUCGCCUGGACCUUCCUCGGUUUGACACAUUUGGUGCUCUCGUUGGUGCUCAAGACGUCUACCACCCGAUUAUCCAAUGCAGCCAUCGCAAUCGGCUUCGCCGUGUCGCCCAUCUUCGCCUUCGUCUCACACCGGGAGCAUACCCGCUCACCGCGCCCGUCCACGGUCCUGAAUGUGUAUCUGCUGGGGACAAUUCCUUUGGACGCGGCGCGAGCCCGCACGCUGUUCCACAUGCCGGGGAAUGUAGCCAUUGCCAGCGUCUUCAUCGCACUCGUGGUCUGCAAAUUCGUGCUGCUGGUACUGGAAGCCACGGGGAAGAGAAGCCUCCUGGCGCGAUCCUUGCCGCCGGAGCAGACAGCCGGCAUUUUCGACCGAAGUGCCUUCUGGUGGUUCAAUCCCCUCCUGUGGGCAGGCUACAAGCGAUCGUUGACACCGGGGGAUCUGUUGGCGGUCGACGAGGAUAUCAGUUUGGAACGGUCCAAGAAGGAGAUCCGUCAGAAGUGGAAGCAUGCCGCGAAAGAGCAACCUCGAAGCCUCCUGAAAGUGCUCCUGGCCGUGUACAGGCGGCCACUUCUUGCCAAUCUCCUGCCGCGGCUGUGCUUGACAGGCGUCAACUAUGCCCAGCCGUUCCUCGUCAGUCGGGUGACGAGCUUUCUGGGACAGUCCACAACCCCUACGAGUAAAGAGGUCGGGUAUGGCUUGAUCGCAGCCUACGGGAUUGUCUACGUCGGUAUCGCAGUGAUGACAGCGAUGUUUCAUCAUCGAUCCUAUCGGACGGUCGUGAUGGUGCGCGGCGGCUUGAUCCUUUUGAUCUAUGAUCAUACCCUGAGCUUGAAUAUCUCGGCGCCUUCCAAAGGUGAUUCGUUGACUUUAAUUAAUGCUGACAUCGAGCGGAUUGGGGCGGGACUUCGGAGCUUCCAUGAGACGUGGGCGAGCUUACUCGAGAUUGGUCUAUCUCUGUGGUUACUGGAUAUCCAGAUCGGCGUAUCGACCGUUGCAGCCGCCGCGGUAGUCCUAGCGUGCCUCCUCAUCAGCGGCAAAGUCAGCGGGUACAUGGGUGAGCGUCAGAAGCUAUGGCUUGAGGCGAUGCAAACCCGGAUCACGACGACAGUGGCAGCGAUCAACUCCGUCAAGGGAAUUAAAGCAACCGGUGCAACUGAUAUCCUCCAGUCCGUGAUCACCCAACUGCGGACGUAUGAGAUCAAAAGCUCUAUCAAAUUUCGCGAAGUGCUGGUCAUGCUGGUGACGUUAUCGUAUCUGGCAACCACCAUGGCACCGCCCUUUUCUUUUGGCACCUACAGCAUUCUCGCCAUGGUCCGAAAUACCACCCCACUAACCGCUGCCACCGCAUACACUUCCCUGACCCUCCUUUCUCUGCUUUGCCAGGCCGUGGCCAGCUGUAUUGACGCUUUGAUGGGAUUGGUCCAGGCAUUGACCAGUCUGGAACGGAUCCGAAAGUAUCUGGCGUUGGAGGCCGGCAUUCCGCUGCCCGACGACAGCUGUAGCACGACCGAUUCACAUCUCAGUGGACCGUCGCCCACGGAAUCCACGCGCUCGUCAGAGAGUGACAACGAGAAGACCUUGAUGACAGACGUGGUAUCCGGGAAGGUCGAUCCAGAUGCAAUGAUUCAGUUGCGCAACUGUUCAGCGAGCUGGGAGCGAUCUGCAAAACCGGCGAUUCGGAACGUGGACGCCACCAUUCCGCGGGGUUCGUUCGUGAUGGUAAUCGGGCCAAUCGCAUCGGGCAAGUCGAGCCUGUUGCACACGAUUCUCGGCGAGAUUCCUCAAAGCACGGGCACGGUCGUCAUCCAGGACGUGGACGUGGCGUUCUGCGGCCAGGCCCCAUGGUUGGUGAACACAACCAUCCAGAACAAUAUUCUCGGGCAGUCUCCGUUCGACGGCCAGUGGUACGACACCGUCGUCAGGGCCUGCAGGUUAGAUCGGGACUUCGCGCAGCUCCCUGGGGGAGACAACGCGACGAUUGGCAGCAAAGGAAUCAUGUUGAGUGGUGGUCAGAAAAGCCGUCUGGCAUUGGCACGAGCACUUUAUGCGAGAAAGCCCCUGGUCAUUCUCGACGACGUGUUCGCCGGCUUGGAUGCUAAAACCGAACAAGAUGUCUUUGCGGCGCUCUUUGGACCCGACGGUCUUUUGCGACAGGAGGGGACGACGACGGUCCUGGCCACAAACUCCAUUCGCUAUAUUUCCCUCUCCGAUCAUAUCCUUGUGUUAGGGCCAGGCGGCACAGUCGUCGAGCAGGGCGUCUAUUCGGACCUGGUUCGCUCGGAAGGAUAUCUGGCGAGUCUGAAUUUGAAAGAGGGACGGAAUGAACAAGUGCAACGCAGGAGUGACGAUCCGGAUCCUGCACUCACUGACCCUGCUCUCCGCAGUGCGAACCUGAAUGCUGACAACCGGCCUGCCAGUGAUCUGACCAUUUACAAGUUCUACGUGGACAAGACGGGGCGCGUGUCAUUCUGCAUCUUCUUUGUCCUGUGCUCUGGCUUUGUAGCUGGCUUGCUUUUCUCCCAGAUCUGGAUCAAGUUCUGGGUCGAAGCCAACGCUAGAAAAGCCAAUGAUCGACUAGGGUACUAUCUUGGACUAUACGCGCUGUGGUCAGUCUUGGCUAUCCUACUCUUCCUGGGUGCAUGCUUGCAACUUAUGCUCUUCAUGGUUCCAAAAACCGCCAAGGAAUUCCACGAUCUUCUUCUCAAGACAGUGCUAAGGGCCCCAUUGGGAUUCUUCUCCGUUACCGACAGUGGUGAGAUCACCAACCGAUUUAGCCAGGAUCUCGAACUGGUGGACAUGGAACUCCCGCGGUCACUCAUCGGCACGAUGAUGGCGCUCGUCCUGUGCGUCGGCGAACUGGCCGUGAUCCUGUAUAGCUCUCACUACAUCGCCGCCACGGUGCCCUUCCUGAUCGGGCUGUUGUACCUGGUGCAAAUCUUCUAUCUCAAGACCUCGCGACAACUGCGGAUCCUCGAGAUCGAAGCCCGAGCGCCUCUCCUGUCUCACUUUAUGGAAACCCUGCAAGGGCUGAGCAGUAUCCGUGCAUUUGGCUGGACGCGGUCCUACACCGCGCAGAACGAUCGGCUGCUCGGGACCGCCCAGCAGUCGUUAUAUCUUCUCUACUGUGCCCAGCUGUGGCUCACGCUCACCUUGGAUAUGAUUGUCGCGGUCUUGGCCAUCAUCCUGGUCAGCAUUGCAGUCACGACCCGGACGUCGACGGGGGCAUCCAUUGGUCUGGCGCUGGUUAAUGUGGUGGCGUUCGGCGCAAAUCUGAAGGGCCUCGUCUACAACUGGACCGCCUUGGAGAUCGCCAUGGGUGCCAUUGCCCGCAUUCGAGAUUUCACCUCGACCACCCCGUCCGAAGAACAGCCGGGUCCAAGGGAGCCUCCUCCGCCCCCGGAUUGGCCGCAGCAAGGCCUCAUCCGGUUUCAUGAAGUCUCGGCAGCCUACAACUGCGAGUCCCCACCCGUGCUCAAGAAUGUCUCUCUGGAAGUCCAGCCGGGACAGAAACUCGCGAUUUGCGGCCGAACUGGCAGUGGUAAGAGCUCCCUCGUGGGAUCGCUGUUGCGACUCCUGGACCUGCGCAGCGGCACGAUCGAGAUCGACGGAGUGGACAUUUCCACCCUUGCACGGCAGGACGUCCGCUCGAGGCUGAUCACUCUGCCCCAGGAGCCGUUCUUCCUUCACGGCACGAUCCGGGAGAACCUCGACAUUCACGGCCAACACUCGGAUGAGGACUUGUAUGAAAUCCUAGCGAGGCUCGGACUGCAGGAGCUCAUCGUCCAGAAAGGUGGCCUGGACGUGUCGAUGAGCGAGGACAUGCUCUCCCACGGCCAGAGACAGCUUUUGUGCGUCGUCCGGGCAUCGCUGCGGACCUCAAAGAUACUGAUUCUGGAUGAGGCGACAAGCAGUGUCGACCAGGAGACAGAGGCUCUCAUUCUCGAUGUUCUUCGUAAGCAAUUCCGCGAUCAUACCGUGGUGUGCAUCGCGCAUCGACUCAACACGAUCUUGGAUUACGAUCAGAUCAUCGUGUUGGACCAGGGUUGCGUUGUGGAAUGUGGACACCCCGCCACCUUGGCAGCGCAGCCGUCCAUAUUUGCAGAGCUUCUUCGCGCGACCGGCGAGCAUUCCGUGGCAGAAGAGUAAGCAAGGGCAGACAGGACUUUUCACUCUGCACCAUGGAUUGGC